Molecule: messenger RNA, 513 nt
Organism: Cicer arietinum (chickpea)
Lineage: Eukaryota; Viridiplantae; Streptophyta; Magnoliopsida; Fabales; Fabaceae
Source: RefSeq, a predicted model, not a curated record
AUGGUACUUGCAGGUGCUGCAUUAAACAAAAAACAAUUUGCUUUGGAAGAUUCCCUGCCUGAAGAAGCUAUUAAGCUAUAUACUGAUGCUUGUACAAUACUUGAAGAGGAUGGAGGAGAACAAAUGGCAUUUGAUCUAUAUCGUGCUGCUACUAGUGUUUAUAUAAAACUUGAGAAAGCUGCUCACAUGCAGGCAUACCUUAGUGCAAUUAUUGUGUACCUUUAUGCUCAAGACUUUAAGCAAGCAGAGAAGUGUUAUAAUGACUGCUCUCAGAUUGAUGGUUUUCUCAGAAGUGAUCACGGUCGUUGUGCUAGCAAGCUUCUUUCUGCUUUCAAGGAUGGAGACAUUGAAGACAUCAAACGUAUAACUCAAUCCAGCACUAUUUCAAAUAUUGAUCAUGUGAUAAUUAGGCUUGCAAGAAAAUUGCCUAUGGGCGAUGUGAAUGCAAUGAAGGCUCACAGUGACACUACAAAAGAGGAAGAGGAACCAUUAGACGAAAAUGACCUUACUUGA